This is a messenger RNA of Trichoderma harzianum CBS 226.95, 982 nucleotides long. RefSeq lists its product as hypothetical. Bases 332 to 493 code for a protein of 53 amino acids. NCBI's taxonomy places the organism in Eukaryota, Fungi, Ascomycota, Sordariomycetes, Hypocreales, Hypocreaceae. The transcript has a single exon. The record is from RefSeq and is a predicted model, not a curated record.
AGAAGAGCUAUCUGAAAUGAAAUAUGUCGUCAAAACCCAAGAGGCCAUCUGUGUGGCUCGUUCCAAAUAAAAAAGCUAUGUCCAAAAUGCCGCCCAAGUACAAAGGAAAGCCACCCAGGGAUCGUAUUUUUCGUCGCUGAGGUGGGUUCUCAAGAGAGUGUCGGGUAGAAGAGCCCGUUCCAGGUGCUCAAUCUCAUCAUCGUCAAUUUGUUUCCAAUCUGUCAUCAUUCUGUAUCGACAUGCCUCGUAGAUAUCAUUCUUUCGGUGCCAGGUAUCAUCCCGCACGCAGAUUCCCAAUAUCCGAAAAGCUAUGCCUUUCAAAAGUACAAGCAUGUACUGGACUGGGGCCUGUAGCAUGCCUGUUGUGCUGCUGCUUCUGCUUGUGUCCUAUGCCUUUCGACCCACCAGCUGUCGAAAGGAUCCAGCAAAAAGAAAAGGGAAAAAAAAGCCAAAGGGGAUGGAAAAAGAAAAGCUGAAAGCCAUCCAAAUAUAACACAAGGAAAAGAAAAAAUAGCACAAGGAAAUCAAAAUCAAAUCAAAAUCAAUCGCCAAAAAAAUCAACGCUUGCUCGCUCGCUAGAUCCGCAAAGAAAUCGUAAGAGACUCCAAAGUAGAUGGUUUUCAUGAGAAAGCGGUUUGUUCAAAUUCAAGAAGAUGGGGGGUGAAUGCGUGAGCAAAAAAUCUCAAAUAAUGUGCAUGUGGGGAGUCGCCCCGAAGCGACUCAAAAUAGAGGCCAGCCUAUCCAAUCGUUGGAAAGGUCUGUACGAAGAGAAGAGUAAGAAGAAGUAGCAUAAAUUUGUCGGAGAAAUGAAAUUGAACCAAGACAGAAUAGAGGGUGGAGAGGUUGAUCGUUGCAUUACUGUAGCCAUUUUUUGAUUCGUCAUCGUGAGAUUUCGUGUUUUUUUUUGUCUUUCGCGCCGGGUCUUUUUAAUUCUUUCAUGAUCUCGCUUCGUUGCAUUGCUGCGAAUUCUGAGCGCCGUUGC